Molecule: messenger RNA, 5848 nt
Organism: Bombina bombina (fire-bellied toad)
Lineage: Eukaryota; Metazoa; Chordata; Amphibia; Anura; Bombinatoridae
Gene: RAB26
Product: RAB26, member RAS oncogene family
Exons: 9
Coding region: 1971-2720 (249 amino acids)
Cellular component (GO): endosome; Golgi apparatus
Molecular function (GO): GTPase activity; GTP binding
Source: RefSeq, a predicted model, not a curated record
AGCUGGGGAGUUGGUGGCAGCGGACUCGGAGCUUCAGGACCUGGCACAGCCGGGACGGGGAGACACGGGCAGGAGCUUUAUUCCGGGCCCUUCAGCAGGAGGAUUUCACUGACGGCUGAGGCACAGAGCUGGGUUAUUACACACAGGGGAAACUGCUAUUUGGAAUACAGGGAGCAAAGACAGCAGGGGAGUGUGUGACAGUCUGUCACUGACAGACAGCCCAGGAGCACUGAGAUAGCAGAGGGUGAUUGUGACAGACCGAGAACCCUGAGGCAGCAGGUAGUGUUUGAGAGGGCUACAGUGAGCAGAGACAUCAGGGGUGUGUGUGAGUGGGAUUCAGUGAGUAGAGACAGCAGGGGAGUGUGUGAGAGAGGGGUACAGUGAGCAGAGACAGCAGGGGAGUGUGUGAGGGUUACAGUGAGUACAGACAGCAGGGGAGUGUGUGAGAGGGAUACAGGGGGCAGAGACAGCAGGCCCAGGGGACAGGGAGCAGAGACAGCAGGGGAGUGUGUGAGAGAGGGAUACAGUGAGCAGAGACAGCAGGGGAGUGUGUGAGGGUUACAGUGAGUACAGACAGCAGGGGAGUGUGUGAGAGGGAUAAGUGAGCAGAGACAGCAGGGGACAGGGAGCAGAGACGGCAGGGGAGUGUGUGAGAGGGAUAUUUGGAGCAGAGACAGCAGGGGAGUGUGUGAGAGGCAUACAGGGAGCAGAGACAGCAGGGGAGUGUGUGAGAGGGAUACAGGGAGCAGAGACAGCAGGGGAGUGUGUGAGAGGGAUACUGGGAGCAGAGACAGCAGGGGAGUGUGUGAGAGGCAUACAGGGAGCAGAGACAGCAGGGGAGUGUGUGAGAAGGAUACAGGGGGCAGAGACAGCAGGGGAGUGUGUGAGAGGGAUACAGGGGGCAGAGACAGCAGGGGAGUGUGUGAAAGGGAUACAGGGGGCAGAGACAGCAGGGGAGUGUGUGAGAGGGAUUACAGGGGGCAGAGGCAGCAGGGGAGUGUGUGAGAGAGAUACAGGGAGAGGAGACAGCAGGGGAGUGAGUGUGAGAGAGAUACAGGGAGCGGAGACAGCAGGGGAGUGAGUGUGAGACAGUACUGAGACAAGAGGGAAUAAGUGUGUCAGAGAACAAGUGUUGUGAAAAAGAGAGCACAAAGAGAGAUAAAGAUAGUAAGGUAAAAAAGAAAGGAGAAUACUCAGCAAAAAGAGAGACAGUAAGAAGAUAGUGAAAGUCAGUUUGCUAAAAGAGAAGGCACAAGUAGCAGAGAGUGUGAACAUAGAUAAAACACAGAGGCACUGGAUAAAGAGAGAGUGUAAACAGAGAGAGAACAGGUGGCUGAGAGAUAAAGAGGAGAGAGAGAGACGAACAGGAAGUAGUAAGAGAGUGUUACAAUUAGCACAAAGAGACAGUAGACCUGUGUGUGACAUGAUAGGAAGCAGUGAAAGAACAACUGUAAGGAUCCAGCAAUUUGUGUAAGGUGGCAUAAAGAGAGAAGUUUGGGCUCUGUGUAUGUAAGAUACAGGGUGUGAGUGGCUAAACAAGUGACAAGAUAGAGUGCAGCAACUAGUACAGAGAGAUUUAGGGACAACAGGGCUAGCUAAGGGCAAUAGGAAGUUAGAAGAGGUAACAGUAAUCACUGGUUAUUGAGAGGAGGACAAGAGACAUUCAUAAAGGGAGGGUUUGGGGACAUACAGAGAAGGGAGAGCUGUUAAACACACAGGAGAUACAAGAACCAUCUAGCAGGAAAGGCUGAGAGUGCUUAGAGCUCAGAUAGGAGAGAACACAGAUAGAGGGUUGGCUGAGGGAUAGAGAACAACAAGCUCAGGGAUGCUUGCCCAUCUGCAGUAGUUCUGGGUUCCUCUACAUCUCAAGACUCCGCCAGGACCCCUUAUUGUGUACAGUGACUCCUUUGCCAUCUGUGAUUUCCACACCGACCCUUCUCAUAUAAACAUUAAAACCUUUUGGAACCAAAAUGUCUAGAAAGAAAAGUCAGAAGACCAAAAGCAGCAACCCCCCUGCUUCUUGUAGCCUUCCUCACCAUAAAGAGAAUGGUAAGGUGGCCUCUGACUCCCCCAGUAACGGCAUGGUGCUCUCAGGGCGACCUUCCCUCAGCAACAGCGGAGAGUUUUAUGACAUUGCCUUCAAGGUGAUGCUGGUGGGAGAUUCUGGGGUUGGGAAGACAUGUUUGCUUGUGAGAUUUAAGGAUGGAGCAUUUCUUGCCGGUAGCUUCAUCUCCACUGUAGGAAUUGAUUUUCGGAAUAAAGUGCUGAAUGUGGACGGAGUAAAGGUGAAGUUACAGAUUUGGGACACAGCAGGCCAGGAAAGGUUCCGCAGUGUAACUCAUGCUUACUACAGGGAUGCGCACGCCUUACUGCUGCUCUACGAUGUUACAAAUAAGACCUCGUUUGACAACAUUAAGGCCUGGUUAACGGAGAUCCACGAGUAUGCACAGAAAGACGUAGUUAUCAUGCUUUUGGGAAACAAGGUGGACUCUACUCACGAGCGAGCAGUGAAGAUAGAAGAUGGAGAGCGACUGGCGAAGGAAUAUGGAGUACCAUUUAUGGAAACCAGCGCCAAGAGCGGAUUAAACGUGGAACUGGCUUUCAUAGCUAUUGCAAAAGAAUUGAAGCACAGAUCUAUGAAGUUGCCCAACGAACCCAAAUUCAAGCUUCACGACUAUGUGAAAAAAGAAGUAAAGGGUCCUGGCUGUUGCAAAACCUGAUUCAGCAACUUUGUUCAAUCUUGAUUUCUGUAUAAAAGACUGACGAGCGUUCAGCAUCUCCACUGGGACCCCCACCCACCGUCUGCCAGGGUCCAACCAGCACAGCUUCUCCCCUGUGGAUAAUCUGUCUGUGCAUGUCUGUGUUUGUAUAGUUGUGAAGGUAGCAAUCCAAAGUUUUGUGUCAAAGGACAUCUAAAUCGGUUUUAAGCAUUAUGUCUACUUGCGCAUAGCAGCCAUUUUUUCCUUUAACAGGCUGAUGUGAAAUUCAAACACUACUCUAAACAACCAUUUAAACUUGGCGCAUGCAGGCGAACACACAAGUACUUUUAGCCUUCUAUAACCUACAGCCGGUAAGCACGAUGAAACUAGUCAACACGUAACCGUACAUAGAUGUUUCCUAAGACUUGAGAACCUCAAUAUGAAUGUAAGAAUUCCCUCAGCCACUUUGCUGAUAAAUGAUCAGGGGUCAUAAUCUCACAUUUGCAUUACAGAUAACCAUUAUUAUCCGCUAAGCAUUUAGAUGUCCUUCUGACUGCAAACGCAGGUGCUGUAUUUAUCAGCCUGUACAUUCAUGGCUUCAGUGUUUUAUAAGAAGCUUCUUGCUGAUUUUUUUUUUUAUUGUAUAUAUUGUAAUUUUCUGAGCAGCAGUGUUAUUGCAUUUUAUUUAAAAAUGUUAUCACAAUACAUUGUAUUAAGGUCCAGCCAACAUCACGCUGUUCUUGGUUCCCCCUGGAUAAAAUUGACGGUUGAAGACAUUAUGUUAAUUAUACAUAUAUAACAGCACAAUAUGCCAAACAGUAUUGUUUAAACCAGUUUGCUUUUGCCUCUGUACCUGAUUGCAUCAGUCUAACCUGCAGCAACGUUAACAUUUUAUACUCUUAAUUCUUACAGUACCCACAACAUUGUACAGAUGAGUUACAUAAUGUAAGGCCAUUACACAGCUGGUCUGUGGGAUAGCAACUCACUGGUUGAUAAAGCAACAUCGCACUGCUCUAUUGGUUGACAAGAACAUGCCCCACAAACAAAAAAUAUUCCCCCUUCAUCCCAGGAUACUUUUAUUUAUGAAAAGGGACAGUGUACUUUAUUUUUGGUUAAAAAGAUAGAUAACACCUUUACUACCAAUUCUGCAGAUUUACAUAACCAACACUGUUAUGUUAAUAUAUUGUAUAACCUUUUAAAUCUGUCUGUUUCUAAGCCCCUGCAUACCACCUAGUAUCUCAGUGCAUUUUAUUAGCUAUGCACAGCCAGACAGUGCUAAUUCAUGUGUGCCAUAUGGAUAACCGUGGUAUCCCUCUUGUAGAUCCAUGCAGAAACCAGUGCUUAUUGAAUAAAAUGCAAGUUUGUUAUUCCUUUUUAUCUCCAAUUGCAUGUAUCCAAGACUCUGUAGACUACCCCUUAAAUACAUGUAAUCCAGUGUUAAUUUCAUCCACUAAAACUAAAGAAAUUCUGAUGACUAAAACAAAAUGUGCUGUCAAAAUUAACACUUUAUGCAAGGUGUUAGAAUUAAUCCAUAUCUAAUUAAUGUUCUUUUGUAAAAGAAAAACGCAAGGCUAUCUUGUUUAUUUAAUUUUAAGAUAAAGGCACGUUUAAACCUUAAUACCAUAAAUAAAAACAGGUUAAUAAAAAGAGUAUGGGUUUCAGUUAUGCUGUGCCAACUGCAGAAACUUUGAGUUACUUGAUACUUGUUUUAAUUGACAGAGAAGUUAACGUUUUUAUAUUGGGUAAUAUGCGCAAUGGCAUUACAGUUAAAGGGCCAUAAUACCCAAAUGUUGAAACACUUGAAAGUGAUGCAGUAUAGCUGUAAAAAGCUGACUAGAAAAUAUCACCCGAUCUCUAUGUAAAAAAAAAAAGAAAGAUUUUACCUCAAGUUUCGCAGUAGCCACAUCCCAUUGUAAAGGGCUUCUAAGCAACAAAUCAGUAUGUCUGUCCCGGGACAGCGGAAGGGGCGAGCUUACAUGCACUCAUCUUAUUUCCCUAUUCAGUUUAAAAUGAAAUCUCAUGAUACCAAAGUAAAAGAUUUCAUGACCUCAGCACUGCUGAUUGGCUGCUGUUCAUUUUUUUUACCUGCAGCUGGGCAGUAACUUAAAAUAUAACUUUUUACACAGAACUUACUCUGCUGAGGAAAUUGUGAGGUAAAAUAUCUUCCUUUUUUACAUAGCAAAUGCUCAGGUGACAUUUUCCUGUCAGCUUUUUUUUUUUAUAUUUUAAAGUUGCACUUCUGUUUAAGAAACAUGGCUUUAUUUUAUAAAAAGUUAAAGAUGAUUAUAUACAUUACACUUUCACUAAACCCCUUAGAUUUAAGUUGACUCAAAUCUACUCGAGAUUUAGUCUACUAAAACAAAAUCAAAGUUUGCCGUCAAAAUUAACACUGAUGUAAUCAAAGGUAAAGUAUAACAGUUAUGCAAAACUGGGAGUUUGUAAUAAAGGGAUUCUUUCUUUUUAAACAAGACAAAAGUAUACUGUCCCUUUAAUUGCACGAUUAGGUGUGGGAAAAUGUUUUAAACCUACAUUUGUUCUAGAUGGUAACACCUAUCUGCAGGUUUUAUUGUAACAGGGUAUAUUUUGUUCUGUAAAAUGUUUGGGCUGGAUGCUGCAGUGUUGCGAAGAAGGGUUUAACCAUACAUUUUGUUGUCUAUACAAGUCAAUAUGUAUUCUGAUCAGCUGUAAAUAACUGCCAAAAUAGCUUUCUGUAAAGAGUCCUGUUGCAACCUCCUCAUUCGGGGCUGAUCAGACAAGCCGAUAAAAGUACACUACUUUUUGUAUCAUAUGAAAAGGGUAGCAGGUUACUUUCUGCUUAAAAAAUGAACUAAAGAGUUUAAACUAAGUUUCUUUUUUUUACUGAAACUAAUGCAGCCAUUUCAGUUUAUUUCUUUGUGUGAAUUUUUCACUGGCUUAUUCAAACACCCACAGCUAUUGUGUGAGAGGGACAAGACAUUACAAAUCUGACAGUGUUUAAGGUUAGGACAUUAACAAGUCUAAGAUACAGAAAGGUUUUGAAGGGUCUUCUUGGCUGAAAGUAUUGACUACAAGUUCCAGUUAACCAUAAUUUGUGUUUGCUUUUUAAACAUUGCACUGUGUUCCCAUAUUUUGUAAAACAUGUAAAAUAAAAUGGACACGCUUAAACGUAA